AUGGCUGCCGUAGGGGCUGAACCAACAGCAGCGACAUCGCGCAUCAUUGUGAAAAACAUCCCUCAGUAUUACGCAGAGGACAAGCUUCGUGAAUUUGUCCAAAACAGGGUUGGCGCUCGCGUGACGGAUGUUCGGAUUCCGAAAGACAAGAACGGAACUUCCCGGAAGUUCGCGUUUGUUGGAUUUGUUGAUGCGAAAAAUGCGAGUAGUGCAAUAAAAACUCUCCAGAAUACUUUUUUGGACACUUGCAAGCUCAACGUGUCCCAUGCAUUCGCCCCUGGUUCUUCAUCCAUACCCCGCCCCUGGAGUCGUCAUGCUGAGGGGAGUUCGGCGUUUAUUCGCAGUAGAGAGAAGUCAGAACAAAACAAGGAAACAAGAAAGGAAAAAAAAGAGGGAAAAAAAGCUGCUACGAGGAGCCGCGAGGUGGCAGAGGAUCCCCAGAAAUUAGAGUUUCUUCUCGUUGCUUCAAAAAGGCGAGGGAUGGCAACGUGGAAGGACGACUUUCAGCCUGCUGCAAAGAAAAUCAAGUCAAUUGUAAUAGAGGAAGUGAAGCCAACGAAGGCGGGCGUGUCGAGUAGUAGGCAGCACGUUGAGUUUGCUGAUAGCGAAGACGAUGAGAAUGACGACGAAGUUGAGGAAGACGUGUUGAAGGAGGAAGAAAUUUCUAGUGGAGCAACAUCUGUAUUAGAUGGAUUGAUGCGUGAAGAUGAAGAGAGCAGCGGAACAGAAGAUAUUGCGAGUCCUACCCAACAGGAAAGUUCUGCUGUGAAGGAUGACGAUCCACUUGCAUGGCUGAAAGAACAAUCAGCAUCGAAACCAAAUGAAGAUGUUGAAAUGUCUAGCGUUGAAAAACCAAGUGAUGAAGCGUCAAUGGAGACUCUAGGUGAUGUAGGAAGAUUGAUGCUCUUGAAUUUGCCAUAUUCGAUGACGAAGGAUGAAUUAAAAGAGUGCUUGAGUUCUUAUGGAGAACUGUCAGAGAUCCAUCUUUGCCGUGAUGAGGACGGUUUGCAGAACAAAGGAAGGGCAUUCGUGACUUUUACUUUCCCAGAGCAUGCAGUGAAAGCUUUGCCCAAGAUCCAUCAUUCAAUUAUUCAAGGAAGAGUCGUCCGCGCGUUUCCUGCGCAGCCCAAAAAAGAACCACUUGUUGUAGAAAAAGUUGCCGGUGGGAAGAAGAAGGCGUCAAGCUCAUACAAGCGCCAGCUGGAAGAAAAGCUGAAGCAGAGGGCUGAAGAUGUCAAAACUUGGAAUCUACUUUACGUCUCAGCGAAUGCAGCAACUGAUGCAAUUGCUGAACAAAUGGGAUUAGAGAAGCGAGACAUUCUUGGUGCUGGAUUAGACAGCGCUUUGGAUGAUCGGAAUGAUAGCGUUGCUGCUAGAGUAGCGCUGGGCGAAACUCAGUUGAUACAGCAAACGAAGCAGUGGCUGAAAAAAGAAGGAAUUAAUAUUUCUGCAUUUGAAAGAAAAGUUCGCUAUUGCUUAGCGCCAUCUGGAACCGUGGCCGUUGUGCAGUUCAUGGAAGCCGAUCAUGCUAGAAGUGCCUUCAAAAGAACAGCAUAUUCGCGUUUCAAAAAUGUUCCACUUUUUGUGGAGUGGGCCCCACUCGACAUCUUCAACUCACCAAAGCCGACUACUGCAGUCUCUCUUGCAGCUCAAUCUAACGUUGUAGACAAAGAAGAAGAGAGUGAAAAAUUGAAGCGUCUGUUAGAUGAGGAAGACGCUCGAAAAAUUAAACACGUCUCCCUCUUCAUCAAGAAUCUCAGUUUUGAAACCACUGAAGAGCAACUUGCCGAAGCAUUCAGCGAAGCCAAAGGGUUUGUUCGGGCAACUAUUGCUAAGAAGAAGUCGGUUAAUGCUGCAGGCGGCUCUGUUUCUCUGUCCAUGGGGUGA
Molecule: messenger RNA, 1887 nt
Organism: Condylostylus longicornis
Lineage: Eukaryota; Metazoa; Arthropoda; Insecta; Diptera; Dolichopodidae
Exons: 6
Coding region: 1-1887 (628 amino acids)
Cellular component (GO): ribonucleoprotein complex; nucleus; cytoplasm
Molecular function (GO): mRNA binding
Source: RefSeq, a predicted model, not a curated record